Lentinula edodes (shiitake mushroom) is the source of this 998-nucleotide messenger RNA. RefSeq lists its product as uncharacterized. Gene Ontology annotation, molecular function: calcium ion binding; calcium-dependent phospholipid binding. NCBI's taxonomy places the organism in Eukaryota, Fungi, Basidiomycota, Agaricomycetes, Agaricales, Omphalotaceae. Gene Ontology annotation, cellular component: cytoplasm. The record is from RefSeq and is a predicted model, not a curated record. The coding region runs from base 18 to 998 and encodes 326 amino acids. The transcript is spliced from 7 exons.
CUUUCCUCUUUACCACCAUGUCCUACUACCCGUCAAAUCACCAAAACUCGGACUAUGGCGCACCAUUUGCGCCACCCAAUAAUCAAGGUUACUAUCCUCCCGGAGGAUUCAAUCUGCCUCAGGCUCCUGGUAAUCCUCCCCCUAUUCCAUCGUAUUCUUAUCCUGCAUCAAAUUAUCAAACUCAUCCCCCUCCUCCUUCUUUUCACAACGGAUAUGCGCCAACGUAUCUACCCGCUCCAGCAUCCCAAUCGCACGGAGGUUACACUCCCGGCCCUCCUCCUCCGUCACAAUCGACAUAUCCAGGAGUCUCUUACCGAGCUCCACGGUAUUCUCACUAUCAAAAUCAAGCAUCUGUUAUACAAUACCGCAAUACGCCUGUUCCGGCACCUGUAGGGUACGAUAUGCCACCUUUGGGUGAUAUUGCUCCGGGGUACGACCCUUCGACGGAUAUUGACAAGAUUCGGAAAGCCACGAAAGGAAUAGGCACUGACGAGACUGCCCUUAUUGCUGUUCUAGCUCAUCUUGGGUCGCUUCCUAUAGCUUCGCUGUCGGCAGCUUUCAAGGCGAGGACAGGGAAAACUCUAGUCGAAGUUUUGGACAGUGAGACUAGCGGAUAUUUCGGAGAAACUCUCCACGGACUAGUGCAAGGCCCACUUUGGCACGACGCUGAACUUGCCCGGAGUGCAAUUCAAGGGGCAGGAACGGAUGAACUGCUUUUGACCGAGGUCAUCGCCGACCUGACUCCUUCAGAUCGCCAAAAUCUCUUUAUGGCAUACCGGAUGCGCUACGGUCGCGAUCUCCAAGCUGAUAUACGCAACGACUUGAGUGCAAAGACCGAAAGACAAGCUCAGAGGAAUGUGCUCUCUAGCUCUACCGGUGUUGCAUUCGAUCCUCCGAUGCUUCUAGUGCGGUUAGCAGAAAAGGAAAAAGCGCAUCGCGAGAAGGAAAUUUGUUUAACGGGCGACGAACGGGUCGCGUUGAACAGUCUACUCAGUUAG